Acaromyces ingoldii is the source of this 1401-nucleotide messenger RNA. RefSeq lists its product as hypothetical. The coding region runs from base 1 to 1401 and encodes 466 amino acids. The record is from RefSeq and is a predicted model, not a curated record. Lineage: Eukaryota; Fungi; Basidiomycota; Exobasidiomycetes; Exobasidiales; Cryptobasidiaceae. The transcript has 5 exons.
AUGACUCAAAAGCUUGCAUUGAUCCUGGUAUUUAGUCUGGUACUGCUCCUCCAUGCAACACAUUCACAGGCCCGACCAACACCGGCUGGUGAACAUGGCGAGAGCCAUUUUGUUCUGUACCACGAUGAGCACGCAAUGGCCCCACUUCAGCACGCCCCAGAUCAGGGCUCAUUUCUACAGUGGAACGACCCUCUCGAGGUGGAUACUCUCAAUAACCAGUGGCAAAUGUCACUCUGGAACGACCUGCCCGAAUUCGAGCCCCACAAUGACCAGUGGCAACACUCACACUGGAACCACUCUCCCGAGCCUGAGCCUUACAGCCUUUUCCCUGAACUAGACAAAGUCUUCGAUGUACGUCAGCAGGGUGCUGCUCAACAUCAUGACGAAGUACAAGGCACUGUACCUCGCAGUGAUGCUGUCUUUUCGUCCCAUCCUCAACCAGCUUAUGCUUCCAACGCGCCAAUCGCUUCUCCGCAUCAUGAGGAGCAAAGCAGGCAGAUUAUACCUUCCUACAUGCCCGGACAUGGCCUUCGCGAGACUUCAGACGCUGCUUCGCAACCCUCUAGUAGGCGUAAGCUGAGUCGGAAGCCGAAGGCUAUCUUCCUCACAGAUCACGAGCGCAAGCUGUUUCGGAAGCAGAGGCCUAUCUACCUCACUGAUCAAGAGCGCGUCUCGCUUACGCCAGAUGAGUUGUAUCUCAUUGAUCACAGCGACAGUCUCGAUGAGGAGAUGCGCAGCUCCAUAGCAGCCGUUGUAGCAAAAGUAAAACUAGCCCGGAAAGGGCAUCGGAAUCAGCAGGUCACCAAUGGCCCACGGCCCAGAAAUAUAUCUGACGUGGUGAACGACUUCAGGGAGAAGGCCGUGAAACAGGGUAAGAUCCUUACAGUGGACAUCGGCGAGGAGCGGUUUUUCUUUACCCCGAUCCCGACACAUGGUUCAAUACCGAUCGAGGUGGCCGAAAAGAAGAGGAGUGAAGUGGUUGGUUUAAAAACGAAGUACGAGACUGUCCCGGAAAGAAAACUGUGCUCGUUCACGCUGGCAUCCUCGAAGGGCGCUCGAUUUCAAGGAAUGCUAUCACAGGCGAAAUUUAAAGCUGGCGUGGAUUUCUAUGCGGCGAGCGUCAACAGAAUCUGGUGUGGUCGUGACGACUUCUCAUUGGUCACAUCUCUUAGAACGAUCCUUUUCUCCAAGUCCACCGGCAUUAUCUGCCAGGAAGCAACCCAGCGUGCGCUUAUCGCACCUAUGGAGGUGCGAUCCAGUCAACAAUCCAGCUCCAACACAACGAAUGUUCGCGUCUGCAAAGGUAUUCCCCACACCAACCUCAAAGUACGAAUGGAAAGUACGAAGAAGGAGCUAGCAGCAACGCCUGUGUCGGCGGGAUUAAAAGAGACCAAGUCAUGA